AUGCACGGCCAGUUUCGAUACAGAACUUGGAGCGCCUUUAACAGUGGUUGCGUACAGAACCGGUGAACGUUGAUCACUUGGAAACUUUUCGAUAGAACGAGCCGGGCAGUUCGCAUCGGACAGUUUCUAGAAGCUUUCCGCUAAGGGAUCGUUGACGGACGUGUACGAGGACAGAAGUCAACGAACGGUUUUUCGUGUCUGAUGAGCUCCUCCGUCGCACCGCUGGUGGUAAGAUGGCUGUACAGUUGGACGGAGGAGGGAAGGAGGACUUGAAAACGCAGUUUGUCACGCGGGAAGGAACGUACAAGCUAAUGACUUUGUCGGAGUAUUCGAGACCGAACAGGGUCGGUUACACGAAUAGCCAAGGGAGCGCAUCCGUGAGGGUGUCCUUCGUGACUUUACCGGACCCAGCGGAUCCUACGGGUACGCAAGGUCUCGGUGAUCGGAUGUGUUUCAAUUUUGGGAAGGAGCUUUACGUUUACGUCUAUCGAGGAGUUAAAAAGGCUGUGGAUUUAAAUAAACCAGUGGACAAGAAAUUGUAUAAGGGAACUAAUCCAACUUGCCAUAACUUUAAUCAAACGACAGCAACAGCGGACAGUGCGCCAUUAUUAGUGGGUUUCUCCACGGGACAGAUCCAACUGAUAGAUCCGAUAAAAAAGGAACUGAGCAAAUUGUAUAAUGAAGAUAGGUUAAUAGAUAAGAGCAAGGUGACGUGUAUAAAAUGGGUUCCUGGAUCGAACAAUCUGUUCUUGGUGUCUCACAGUUCCGGACAGUUGUAUCUGUACAACGAAGAGCUUUUGUGCGGGACGACGGCGCCUCACUACCAGUCUUUCAAGGCGGGAGACGGUUACGCCAUAUACACCUGUAAAACGAAGUCGACGAGGAACCCACUGUACAGAUGGGUGAUCGGUGCGGAAGGAUGUUGUAUAAACGAAUUUGCCUUUAGCCCGUGCGGUUCGAACUUGGCGGUCGUCUCCCAAGACGGGUUCCUGAGAGUGUUCCAAUACAACACGAUGGAGUUAGUGGGCUCGGCUCGGAGUUAUUUCGGCGGAUUCUUGUGCGUAUGCUGGUCCCCGGAUGGAAGAUACGUCGUCGUGGGUGGCGAGGACGAUCUGGUGACCAUCUGGAGCUUUCACGAGAAGAGGGUGGUGGCCAGAGGCCAGGGCCACCACAGCUGGGUGAGCGUGGUGGCGUUCGACCCUUAUACCACGUCGUACGGAGACCACGAUCCCGACUUCAGUGGCUCGGACGACGAGGCAUUGCCACACAACAACCACAAUCAUUUCCACGAGAGAUCUAAUCGUUUGUCGACGACGACGUCGCAAGGAGUUCAUUCGAACAGGAACUCUUGCGGUUCGGAAUUGAGAGUGUCGGGCGGGACGUGCUACAGGCUAGGCAGCGUCUCGCAGGACACUCAACUGUGCUUGUGGGACAUCACGGAGGAUGUGCUGAGGCAACCGAUGUGCGCGAAACAGAGGCCAUCCACGACUAGCUCCGGUGUCCUAGCUACGCCUGGCACUGGAACGGUCAGCAGUGGGAACGGAGCGACGAUGAAUCAUUUGAACAAUUCUAAACAUAAUAACUUGAACAAUAUUAAUUGCAAAGAGAACGCGAGUGGUAAUAAUGAAAGUAGUAAUAAUAGCAUGAGUACAAAUACGGCGGUGUCGACCGUAAAUUCGUUGACGCAGAGGCUAGCAGGCCUCGGGUUCGGUGAGCGCAAAGGUGAUAAUCACAAAAGGAACUUCAGCCUGACGAUGAGAGGCAGUGGUGCGUCCAAUAGCACGAUAAUGCAGAACAGUGGCGGAGACAAGGCUACCGCCAAUUCGAACACGAAUAGUAGUAAUAUGAACAGUGUCAGUGGAAGUUUAGUAGGUGCGAAUAAAAAGAUUAAUUCAGUGACGGACGAUCCUAUGAGACUGAUAGGAACUGCCCGGUGUCCUAGGUUCGACGAGUGCCCAGUGCUCGAACCACUGGUGUGCAAGAAGCUGGCCCACGAAAGAUUGACUGAGUUAGUGUUUAGGGAGGAUUGCUUCGUGACGGCGUGUCAAGAUGGAUACGUCUACACGUGGGCGAGGCCUGGUCACAUGACGAUCAUGGACGAAUCUUCCGACAAUUUAAAUGGCAUGCCAGGAAUAGGACAAGUCGGAAGUGCUCUACACGUUGUCAGUCCCGCAGAAAGUGGCGGUACCAUAGUAUAGCCAGAACCAGACGUUGACACUUCCUCGAACCACGAAGAAGAACACGUCCCUUUGACGCGUACGCCGCAAUCUCCAGAGACGCAGUAUCAGCCGUGUACCCGCCACCCUCAUUUGUACUACGUGUGGCCGAGUGAAAAUUAUUCCAGUAUCGUUUGAGACAUCAGCGAGCCGAACCGGUGCGUCUCUAAACGGUCGACCGUUUAGAGACGUUCUUAAUUCGUAGUCACUUAUCAAUUUCGGAUGGGACACCGAUCGUCUCCUUCUCUUCCUCGAAUCGACGACGAAGACGUUCAAAUUUCGUAACAUACCACAAAUUUUAUAAGAGACUCCAGCGAAAGUGACGAGUAAAUCGCGUGUACGUGUAUAUAUGUAUACACAUGUGUGAUCUUACGUACUGUACUAAGAAUCAUUCCAAUAAUAUCUCGUUAGCAGAACAAAUUUCAAUUGAACGGUGUUGAUGUCAGAGUGCUUGUACGUACUGUCAGAAACUUUUGUAUCAUCAAAGUUUAACGUAUGUACAUACAUGUAAUUGUUUAAAGAGACAGGAAUUCAAAUGGUUUGCUUUGUACAGAUCGAUAGCAGCGAUGCAACUGUUGUAAUCAGUCAGAGCAAUGUGUAAAUACGAGAUGUUACGAGCAUGUUUGCAUGCUCGUUGUUCGGGAAUCGAUCGUUCUUGUCGCGGGUAAAGAGCGAACUGGAUCGAUUUUAAAGCAAUGUCCAUGUCGGUUCGUUCGAUUUGAUCCAAGUAUCGUUUCAUUCGAGUUUCGUGUCAUUCGUUUUAAGAAGUAUCGAUUGACGACACGUUACCUGUACGUUUCAUUUCUCUCGUUGCCGGAGCUAACUGAAUUAUGCCUCGAUGUGACGAGGUCGGAUGUUGCGAGGAUAGAACAUUUUUACUCGUCCUGCGACAGACGGUUGUAUGUUAUUUCUACGAAACUUGUUUGUUUUGUUGGAGAUCUGUAACGAGUGCAACGGUCGAUGUACGAUCAGUUGAGAGUUGAUACAAAACACGACUUCAUAUCUGAGAGCUAGAAAAAAUGUGUCUGACUGAUGACUUAUUAAAAGUUCGAUCGACUCUGACUUCUGUCGUGUGUACUACAAUAAUUAUUUUAGAAUUCAGCUAGUCGAGUUCACGUCUGAAAACAACGAAUAAACGAACGUUUUUAUAUAGUUCUCAGAUAGAAAAGUCCGACAGAAUAAUUGAACAACUAUAAACGUACGAAUAUAGACGAUAGUUAUUUAAUAUUCUAACGAUAGACAGUAUUUCAUGUUACAUACAUAUUCCAUACGGCGAUACUAUUCGUUGCAUUAUAAAAGUAAAUGAAUAAAAAUAUAUACGCGUUGAGAUAUUGAAGUCGAGAUGUAAUAAAAACGAUAUUGCAUCGUCGUCAUUUUUAAUAGGUACGAAGAGGGCGAUAAGUUUUUUCACACUUUUUCAUGGGCAUUUCUUUCAGAAUAAAAGAUAACUCGGCGAUUACAAAGACGCAGGCUGUAACGCUGAAUCGAAACGUUUCGUUUGGCCAAUUGUUACGAGCCAGUGGUUCUCGGACAAUAAUACGACGAAUCAUCAGACGCAUUUUAAAAGAUGUUCACGACACUACUUCACGAUUGUUGAAAGCGUAAUAAGGAUAAAUUUACAUUUUAAUCACGGAGAAUCACUGGCCACAGCGUAUCAUUCCUUUCCGGACAUUUUUUUAUAGAAGUAUUGAAUGUACCUCGAAACAUAUUUUUCUGUACAUUCGUAUGUAUACAUAUACACGGUACGUAAUUGCACGUAAACGAAUUGUAAAAUGUAUGUGCAUAAUCGCGUGUAUACACUUAUGUGCCGACGAUAACUCUGUUUUUAUACAGAUAGAUACGAGACCGUUUCGAAAGCUGUACGUUUUAACACGAUGCACCGUGAGCAAGAGGACACGACGAGAGCCCUGUUGAAUUUUUACGUUCGUACAAUUUUUAAACGCGUGCAAUUAUUGCAGAAGCAGCGUCGUGACUCUCAUAGUAACUGCCGAUAAUGAUUGAUGAGACAGGAGACGUGACGAAUUUUGAUAGCGUUGCAUCGAGCAUGAAAACGCUUUUCAAUGAGUAAUAAUGAGAAUGAUUAACAUAGCUAUUACGUAUGUGUGCUAAAAUUGUUGAUUUCCGUCUAAACUCCUCGAGGUAUACUGUGAUACGUGAUGCGUACAUGCUUGACACUGACUAAUAGUUACCUGACUGUAAGUGAACGAGUAACGAAAGUGAGAAUAAAAUCGUGGUAACGCCGUGAAUCGCGUUGCCGAGUCGUCGCGCGUCCAAAGAAGGCGAACGCCAACACCUUUGACUGUACUCGUCGAUGUCGAACGUUUUUCACUGUAUCGAUAGGCCUUAUCGAGCCGAUAGCGGGUGAUAGUGAUCGCGGAAGCUGGCCUGUUAGAUACCACGAGCUACGUUUCAUUUGUCGGAUCCGAAGAUUUAUAAUGUUCCUACUUCGUAAACCGAGUAACGAAUUUAUAACGAAAUGAAUACGUUUUACCUCGUGACUGAUCACCACCGAAAAUUGUGUCAGAACGAUGACCGAAAAUCGCCUCGAUCAACGAGCAGACCUUUCCUCGACUUUCGUACGUUACGAUCACCCGAUUUACUUGUUGAAUCGUUGUAUCGUUUAAAAACGUUUUUCCUUCUCGUAAAGCGAACAAGAUUUCUUUACGUAAAUAAAGUUUAUACAUACACAUAGUUUACGGCGACACUGCUUCGUAGUAUUUUGUACGUACAUACACGUGUGUGUAUGAUGAUCGUACGAUUACCAAGAAAUCUAACGCUGUGAAUUUACGACAUCGUCUGGCUGAUUACACACGUCUAUGCAGAUGCACCUAACAUAAGGACAAUUGAUCGUUUUACACGUACUUGGCAGUUUUUUUAUGAAAAUGUUUUCGCGCAUAGUUUUACACGACGUCGCAUCGAAUUUCUGAUUCUUUUCACGUUUUACUUCAAUUAUUUAUAAGAGUGUACAUUCUUUGUAAUUACAAAUGAAGGAAAAAAAAAUUAAUUGUUA
Messenger RNA from Ceratina calcarata, 5226 nucleotides. Its product is annotated as WD repeat-containing protein 20. The transcript has 5 exons. Gene Ontology annotation, molecular function: protein binding. Bases 234 to 2198 code for a protein of 654 amino acids. The record is from RefSeq and is a predicted model, not a curated record. Lineage: Eukaryota; Metazoa; Arthropoda; Insecta; Hymenoptera; Apidae.